This is a messenger RNA of Cucurbita maxima (winter squash), 1579 nucleotides long. RefSeq names its product UDP-glycosyltransferase 79B6-like. NCBI's taxonomy places the organism in Eukaryota, Viridiplantae, Streptophyta, Magnoliopsida, Cucurbitales, Cucurbitaceae. The record is from RefSeq and is a predicted model, not a curated record. Gene Ontology annotation, molecular function: UDP-glycosyltransferase activity. The transcript has 2 exons. The coding region runs from base 73 to 1482 and encodes 469 amino acids.
GACCACGUGCAAGUUGUUGCAUAUAUAUUUCCCUUGCAAUUCCACAAAUCACAAACGGCAAGAACCAACAAAAUGGCAGAAACCCAAUUAUCAAAGCUCCAUAUUGCCAUGUUCCCGUGGUUUGCCGCCGGCCACAUGACUCCAUUUCUUCAUAUCUCCAACGAGCUCGCCGCUAGAGGCCAUAAAAUCACCUUCCUUAUGCCCUCCAAAGCGCUCCCUCUUUUACAAAAUCUAAAUCUUCACCCAAAUCUCAUCUCCUUCCAUUUUUUGACGGUUCCCCAUGUCUCCGGCCUCCCUCCGGCGACGGAAACCGCCUCUGAUAUACCCAUUUCUCUUACCCCCUUGCUGGCCUCUGCUUUCGACAUGACUCGGCCGCAGGUGGCGGAGAUCCUCUGUUCUGCCUGCCCUGAUGUUGUUUUCUAUGAUUUUGCGUAUUGGGUCCCUGAAAUCGCUGCGCCGCUGCGGAUCAAAUCGGUUAGUUUUACUGUUGUCAGUGCUGCGUCGAUUGCUGUUAUUGCUUAUCCGGGAAGAAGGGUGACCGUUGAUGACCCGAUUACGGAGGAGGAGCUUAGGAAGCCGCCGCCUGGUUAUCCGUCGUCCACCGUCGUCCUCCGUGGCUGCCGUGAAGUGCGGUCGCUCCUCUUCUUGUCCAUGCCGUUCGGCGAAGGAGGUAUAACGUUUCACGAGAGACUAAUGACAUCAUAUAGAAAUAGUAACGCAAUAGCAAUACGAACAUGCGAAGAAAUCGAAGGCAAUUUCUGCAGCUACUUAGCAAAGCAAUUCCAAAAGAAGCUAUUACUAACCGGGCCACUCAUGGCAGCACCAAACAAGACGACGACGACACCAACAACAUCGUGUUUAGACGAAAAAUGGGAGAAAUGGCUCGACCAAUUCGAACCAAAAACAGUAAUUUUCUGUGCAUUUGGAAGUCAAUUAACCUUAGAAAAGGACCAACUCCAAGAACUUGUGUUGGGAAUAGAACAAACUAGGCUGCCAUUUUUGGUAGCUCUAAAGCCACCAACAGGAUCAAACUCCAUUGAAGAAGCACUACCAGAAGGAUUCGAAGAAAGGGUGAGAGAAAGAGGAGCCGUUUAUGGCGGUUGGGUUCAGCAGCCAUUGAUUCUAAACCACCCAUCGGUUGGUUGCUUUGUGAGCCAUUGUGGGUUCGGUUCGAUGUGGGAGUCAUUGAUGAGUGAGCCUCAAAUUGUGCUGAUUCCGAGCCUUGGCGACCAAAUAUUGAACGCAAGGCUGCUGGCUCAAGAGCUCCAAGUGGGCGUGGAAGUGAAGAGGGAAGAGGAUGGGAAGUUCACAAGCCAAAGUGUGAGGGAAGCCAUUGAGUCAGUGAUGCUUGUGGAAGCAGCCGGCGUUGGUGAAAUGGUCAAGAAAAACCAUCAAAAAUGGAACCACGUUUUGACUAACCCUGGCUUCAUGGAUGCUUAUAUUCACCAUUUUGUUAAUGAUUUGCAAAAUGGUUGGACCUAGAUAACACCCGCACCCAUUGGGCUCGGAUCGGAGUGUCGAGAUGUCUGGAUUUGUAUAGUUUCGAGUUCAUGGCGACCUAAGUUUUAGAGUUUUUUUA